CAGGCGAGGCAAGUCGUACAGGCACCAGGCGUUGCACCAGGUUGUAUAUAUACGGAGGCCAACAUUUGGUAUUAUUUAUGGCAAAGAAGAAUCGGAAAAUCGACGACCGUCCAUGACGAACGUGGUGUUCGCGAGUGCAGCCGAUUAGCCUUGAAGACAAGUGACAUGAUCAGACCGAGUGCACCUGACACGGUGAUGUUCAAAUUCCGCGAGGAGCUGGUGGGCAAGCGGUUUUUGUCUGUGAGUGCUAGUGGUGGCUCGGCCAGGUUGAAAUUGAACAAGAUCGCCGAAUGGGGUUGGCGGGCUGGCGUGAUCAGGGCAGCCACACACCACGACUGCACCAACCCUGAGCUGCAGGUACUAGUCGAGUUUGACGACGUCGAGUGGCAGCGACGCGAGUGGCUCAGCCCGCACAAAGGCCACAUAUUCCACGUCUUUUUGAUUGAGAGCUGUCUCGUCUGGGCGGCCCGCGGCGACAGCUCGCUUCACCCAGCGCUCACUUUCAAGAUAUUGGUGGAUCACGCCCAAGUUGCUGAAUCGCCGGUCCAGCCCAUUGAAUUCCUCACCGAUCGUGCUGUCAGCUUUCGAGACGCGGGCGUCAAAGAUUACCAGCCUUUUCAGGGCUGGGAGAAAGCACCGAAAGUAGCACCAAGAGAUGCCACCAAUGUGAUUUCCUCAAUUAAGCAAUGGACUGAUUUUCACAACGGACAGAGUAUCCUUCUGUCCACGCCUAGUGUUCUCGUUGGAUACAGGGUAGAAGUUUACAGGGCGGAGGGCACCACUCAGUGGUACACUGCUGUGAUCGUAGCUUUCAACGAUGCCUCAAGUGACCUGACAGUGACUGAUGACACGGUAUUAGAAGAACACAACGAAGACCCGCGCCUUGUACAAAUGAGAUUAAUUGGAGAUGGAGUGGUCGAGUCCAUCAUGCGAGGUGACAAUGUCGGCAUCACGGCUAGACGGUCGCGAUCUGCAACUGCCGCUGCCAGCUUGUCUCUUCAGUCACCUAUGCGUGCUCAUCGAGUGACCUCCACGCCGUCAUCAAGCCCUGGAGGCCGCAGUAAUCACACACCCCCGUCGUUUAUGUCAUCAGCCGCAACCAAUUCAAAUGCCAUCGUUACACGCAAGGCAUCCAGAGUAACUGACACCGCGACAUCAGAUAAAGAUCCGAGCGCAGCGCCAAACUCUCCAAGGAUAAGGAGGAGGAAAACGAGCGGCGGCGCGGCGGGCACCAACAACGGCGGCAGCAGCAGUAGUUUGCCGUCAGUGGCUGCGGCGGCGAGCAGCGGCAGUGAGUGCUGGGACAAGAAGAAGAGUGCGGCGGUGGCCAGCAGCAAGGUGCUAGUGGUGCAAAGCGAGCAGAAAAGCUCGCACAGUGAUGAAGAGGUCAUCGAGGUGGGCCGCGUGAAAAGCACCACCAGUGUCGAUGUGGAUGCCACCGGCGGCACCAACAACAACAACAACAAUAGCAAGUUGGCACUGUUAGUGGUGACCGGUGACCAUGGUUCGGCCCGUCCGACAAUGCUCCAUCAACAACCGCAUCAGCCCGGAGACGUCAUUACAAGCCAACGCAUCAUCGACGCCUCCUCGCCGCUCAUCACCAACGCUGCUCUCUCCAUUCUGCCCUCGAGUGCUGCUUCAGACUCAGGGGUGAGUUCGCUGCGCUUGGGCUUGAGUAGCGAUGAACGCUCGACCUCCGCGUCCUCCUCUUCAAGAAGUUCCGAGACCGGUAGCAGUGGAGGUGGAGCAGCCUCUUCUUCGUCGUCGAACCUAGGUGCGUCGCAACCGAGCGAACCCGUGCGAGUGUGGCGCGACCCCAGCCUCGUGCAAGCCAGUGAACCCUUGGUGCGGCACAUCCACAGUGUCCAGCACCUGUCCCUGAUGCCCCACCACCCGCCGCAACCCCCGGCCUCGGCGCAGCAGCCGUCAGGCUCAGUCGAAAGCCGCAUCGGGCCGCCGCCCGCGGGCGCCGCCACCCGCGACCCCUCCCCGGUGACCCACUACCCGCCCCUGCCGCCCCAAAUGCUCGGCAACCACGCGAGCCUCCCCCACCUGUACGCGCAGGAGAUGAUUUGGAAGCAACGCUUCAUCGCCCAAUCCGCGGCCGCACACCCUGACGAUAUUCUCGAGCGGGAACGCGCCAUGGCGCAGGACAGGGAGCGCCACGAGAGGUAUCUAAGAGAGCGGCAGAGUAAAGAUGCGGCGGCGGCGGCGGCCAUUAAGGCUUACGAGCAAGGCAAUAGAGAACACAGGGUGGUGAUGGAGAGGGCGGUUCGAGAGCACGAAAGAGACCGAGAUCACCGAGAUCGGCAGUUGCAGCAUCAGCAGCAGCAGCAGCAUCACCACAUGGAGAGGGUGCGUGACGAGAGACUUAUGAUUGAGAAGGUGCGAGAGAUGAGCAGGGCGCAGGAUCAGGAGCGCGAACGCCAGAGGCAGCAGGCCCUGGAGAAGAAGCGGCAGGCCGAGGCUGUGCACAUGCAUUUUGAAGAAUCGCUGCGGCUGGCAAAAAACAAGGUUUGGAAAGUUGAAAACAACCUUUCAAUCCUCGCCAUGAGGCCGGGUGGAAACUGCGCGAGCUGGAACCUGUCCACGUUGCCUCCGCCCAUGUCCAGAGCUAAUCCCGAGGAAGAAGCUCGAAAGGCGGCUUCAGUGGCGCAGCAGCAGCGACUGAUUUUGGCCGAGAGGCAGCGACAGGAAGCGCGCAGUCAAGUGUACUAUACUUCUGCGCCGCCGCCGCCAAACUCUCAGCCUGCUCCCAUUUCGUUGAGGAAAGAGUACCCAACACCGCCAGCAGCGCACAGCAGGAUGCCGCCUGUCAAACACCCACACUUGCCCGAUCCGAAGGCAAUGAAAGUCGAGUCCGGCUUCAACUCGUUUGGCUACCCAGCUUAUCAGCCAGGCGCUCUGUUGUCCAGCGUCGACAAGAAAAUUAAGUCUGAACUGCCGAACCCUCCGCCGCUGUUGAGUGAGCCAAAGUCGUCGUCAGUGAUUGUGAAAAACGAAGCGAAACGCGAGCCAGUGUCGAUGGUGGCUCCCAAGUACUCUUCGUACCCCGUCAGGACGGCCACGCCUCAAGCUCCCCCCAAACCGUCCCACCACAUGCAACCACAACAACAGCAGCAACAACAACAGACAGACUCGCGCGCCCUGUGUUACCCGACGGGUCCUCCGUUCGCCACGGCGGGCAAGGGCUCGGCCGUGGCCUACCCCUACUCGACGGCCCCUCCCAAUUCAAAGCUGUACGGACAGCCGAGCGGCACGCCGCCGGCGCCGCUCAAGCCCAAGGUGUCGAGUCCGGCGCCGCCGCACAUCUACGGCAUCCCCACGCACGGUCUGGGCCCGCCUAGCGUGUCUACGCACCACCACCGCACCUCUGAGGGGCCCAGUCCGAUACCCCUGACGCAGCCCCCGCACCUCCUGCAGAACAAGUACUUCGCCCCACCGCCCGCGCACACGGGCUCGAGGACACUCGAGCACGGAAGGGGUAUGGAUCACCACCCCCACUUGUUCGCGCAAGGAACCCCGUCCCCCUCGCCAGGGGCCACCCCGGCCCCCCCGCACGCCUCGCCGCUGCCCGUCCUGCCGCAGCAGCGAGUGGCGCCCUUGAUGGCGACCGCGGCCUCGGCCAACGCGUGCCAAACGCAACCCCUCGAUCUCGGCUUCAAAGACCCUGGUUCGCCCAACAAGCGGUCGGCGCCCUCGCCAGACCUCAGCAAGAAAAGACGCGUCGAGACUCCGCAGCCAACGAUCUCGGUCACGCCGCAGCCUCCGCCGGCGCAGCCCACGCCGCCGCCAGCGGCCGCCUCGCCGCUACUCUCGAGGGUGAGCGAGCCGUCGCCGCUGAUCGCCAGUGCGGCCACCACCAUCACCACCGUGGAGAAUUUGGCCGUCGCGGCCGGUGGGGUGAUCCAGCAACGGCCGCCGUCCACGCCGCAGCCCUCGCCCAGCACGACACCGAGCAAGGCCCCCAGCCCGGCGCCAACCAAAUCCCUCCACGGUCUUGGUCUCAAAAAGGCCUGGCUGCACAGGCACACGACAGGUGAAGAUGUGGGCGAGCAGAGAUGCGUGACGCCAGUCACCCCAGCCGAUCCUUCGCCAGUGCAGUGCAGCAGUCCAGUUAUCAACCAAGUACCUGCCUCGCCUCCCCAGCCAAACACGCCCAAGGGCAAAGUCGGGGCUGCCAAAGUGCCAUUCAGAAAGGCCACCGCGUCCGUCAAUCCGAGCAUGCUGAACGGCCACGGCGACUCGGGCCAGGAGAACGAGUCCUCGAGCUCGGACGAACCAGCACAAGCACAGAAAAAGUCGCCAGCCAAGCGGAAGCCUGCGGGCAAACGGCGCAGAGGGGCCAAGAAGACUGUUGUGCAGGAGGAGAGAAGCAAGCGGAGGGCGGCCACCGCCGCCAGCGACAGUGACAGUGACAAGGAGAGCGGCACCGAGAAAGACUCUGAGGACUCUGUGAGUUCAAAUAAGCGCGGAGGCGGCAAAGAGACGUCCGGCGGCUCGAACGGAGGCGGCGGGGGCGGCAGUGGCGCCAACAACGGAGGUGCUAAGAAGCGGGGACGUCGACCCAAGUCAAAAAACGACGAACCUAGGCCUCCCAAGAAGGCCAGGGGCUCUGGUGGGAACGACGACGGGUCUCCAACUCCCCCUCCCAGGGAUCCGUCCAAGAAGCCGCCCAUCAGCCAGCUAAAGAAGACUGGGGAAAGUUUUUUACAAGACGGACACUGCUUUGAAGUGGCGCCCAAGCUAGCUAAAUGUAGAGAAUGCCGCCUUACGCAGAACCAGCGCAGCAAAGAAGUGUACAAUAAUAUUUUCUGCAGGUUCUACUACUUUAGGCGAUUAAGAUACACUAAGAACGGGCAGCUAGCCAUCGCCGGCUUUUCCGAUCCUCACUUGGACGCCAAAGAGGAGGAUGUUAAACUGUGGACUCCGGACACAGUGCCAAAUGACCUCGACGCAAACAUGGCCAAAUUUUUACUCACGGAAGUUGGAGAUCAGUUUUGCGACAUCAUCCAGCAAGAGCUGGAGGCGAAGGAGAUUAGCGUGGCAAAAGAUCGGAAAAUCGUGUGGAAGAAGGUGGUUCAAAAAGUGCGCGAGAUGUGUGACGUUUGCGAAACUACGCUCUUCAACAACCACUGGGCCUGUGACAAAUGCGGAUUCGUCGUCUGCAUUGAUUGCUACAAGAACCGCAAAAAUGGCAAAUGCAAGAGGUGGGAGGACCCAGCCAACAAGGACCGUGACGAAUUCCUCUGGCUUUUGUGCACCAACAAGCAAGGUCACGAACUCGAGCGCCUCAUGCUGACCCAAAUAAUCGUGAAGGACGCGCUAACCGCCCUGGGACGCAAGAUGCACGAUAUCAGGUCGCAUUUCGGCAUCAGGCAGCAGUGUUCGUGUCCGAUGAACAAGGACGUCAAGGCCAACGGCAUCUGCAAGGAGACGCAGGCCAAGACGGACUUGAACAACGGCACCGAAAAGUCGAACGGCGCCUCAGACCCCCUGCCCAAUGGAGGAGACAAGGAGGCGGAAAACUCGCCGCUGAGCGUCUUGGCCGACGUGGCGCUGUCCUCGGACAAGAAGGAGGAAGCCAAGUCACCCAGCCCGAAAAGCACGCUGCCCGCCAGGAGCAGUGACUGGGACUCGAGCGACUCAGACUCGGAUAACGAGAAAGAGGAGACCAACUUCUCGACGCUGCGCGAGCUGCUGAUCCGGCGGCCGUCUGGCAAGACGAGCGGCUCGGAAUCUCCCACGCAGGCCGAGGAGGGCGCCAAGUCGGACGACCAGUCGGCCACCGAGCAGACGACGCCUGCCGAGGAGGAGCAGCUGCUGCAGCAGGACGGACCGAAGCAGAAGUUGCUGCUGAAAAACUUCAAGCGCAGCAAGGAGUACCGCGUGACCAACACCCGGCUGCCGUGGCGCGUGAUGACGAUGGCCAAGAGCAAGAUGCUGUACCCCAACGUGCCGCACCAGUGGCAGUGCGACGGACGCCUGCUCGUGCUCACCGACCCCAACCACUCGGACAACAUGAAGAUCUUCCAGGACCAGUGGAAGAGAGGCCAGCCGGUCAUCGUGUUGAACGUGUCCGGCAAGCUGAGCCAGGAACUGUGGCACCCCAACAAGUUCGCGCAGGACUUUGGCGACCAGAAGGCCGACUUGAUCAACUGCCUGAACGGUCAAACCGUGCCUAAUGUCGCCAUGAGACACUUCUGGGAGGGCUUCGAGUUCUAUGGCAAGCGCCUCACCGACAAGCAGUCCAACUCAAUGAUUCUCAAACUUAAAGACUGGCCUCCAGGUGAAGAUUUCGCCGACAUGCUGCCCGCGCACAUGCAAGACCUGAUGGAGGCGCUGCCAAUGCCGGAAUACACGCACCGCAACGGCAAACUCAACAUGGCCUCGAGACUGCCCGAGUACUUCGUGAAGCCAGACCUGGGACCCAAAAUGUACAACGCUUACGGGUCGUCACUUCACCCAGACAUUGGGACCACUAAUUUGCAUUUAGACGUUUCCGACGCGGUCAAUGUGAUGGUCUACAGCGGCUGCUGCAGUGAUCACAACAACGAGGAAAACAUGAAAGCUGCUCUCGCGGCCAUCGACAAGGCUGGCUGUGAUGUCUUGACCAGGCGGAGGGUCCGCGAAAAGGGCGUGAUUCCAGGUGCUCUCUGGCACAUUUACGACGCGUGCGAUGCCGAUUCCAUCAGAGAUCUCUUGAACACCAUUGAAGUCGAAAGAGGCAAACAACCGGAUCCAAACCACGAUCCCAUCCACGACCAGAGCUACUACUUGGACGAGAUUAUUCGCGAGCGCCUGCUGAGGGAAUACAACGUGUCCGGCUACGCCAUCGUGCAGUGCCUGGGCGACGCCGUCUUCGUGCCGGCAGGAGCGCCUCACCAGGUGCGCAACCUGCACAACUGCAUCAAGGUGGCCGAGGACUUUGUCUCGCCGGAGAACGUGUCGCACUGCUUCCAGCUGACCCAGCAAUUCCGCGACCUCGCCGAAACUCACACCAACCAUGAGGACAAACUGCAGAUCAAGAACAUCAUUUACCACGCCGUCAAGGACUCUGUGGCGGUGCUCACGGCACAGCUCAAGAACAAUCCAGGGGCCAUCAAAACGGAGGCUUUGCAUGAAGCCGACACCAAGAAUUCUGUCAAAGUGAAAGAGGAGCAGGAUAAAAGUGAGAGCGGCUCUGACAACGGGAGCGCAGGCUCUGACGACCAACGUGAGAGGAAAUGUGUUGGUGGCGUGCAGAAGGUGAAGGAGGAGGCGUGCGAGCUCGUCUCUGCGGACGAAAUGAAGAAGGAGAGUUGCACCUCGGCCGCCGUCAGUCCAAACUCGGUUGCGUCCUCCUGAAAAAGAACAACGACGUCUCAUUGUGAUAAAAAGUAAUUUUUGAAAAAGCCUGCAGUGAAUGGAUGUUAAUGAGUUUUGCUGUGACAAACCGUCAUCUCUCUCUCGAUUGGUUGUGGUUGACCACGUGUGUAGGGUGGAGAUUAUUAAUUUGUGCAUUAAAUGAGGCUCAUGUUUCGUGUCUUACUUAUCAAACGAGGCAAUUCUUUUCGAAACCUGUACAUAUAGAUUGCUAUUGUGUAAGGUAAAACGUAACAAGCUCAAAAGUUGGUUGGAUUUCGAAAGUUAAACUUAAACCUGAAACGGAUGAAAUACUGUAAAGUUGUAAGAUUUAUGAUCUCAGUGUGUUGAGGAUGGACUCUUACUUACUCGGACGCGCUCUCGAUUAUUUGCAAAGUGUUUCCAGACGGCAAAAGGAAUCUGGUAACCCCCCCCCCCCAUUCAAGUUUCUCUUGAUGUGCGUGCCGCGGCGGUCUCUGCGGGCGGCGCCUCUUAUCGAUGUUGAUUCAAUUAUUGAUUGUACUUAGAGCAUUCUCAAACAUCUGUCUCUCAAUGUUUUAUCCUUGCGAUCUAUCAACCAUGUGCCAACCGUCGUCAUAUGUUAAUUGUCUGGUAACUAAACUUAUUUUCACCAAGCUGAAUUCGACAGAAAUGCAUUUUUCCUCAUAAUAACAUGAAAAUAAGUUCCUAAGGUUGGUUUCAAGAGUUUUCUUUGCUCGGCUUUGACAUCUGGCUGCUUCUGCAGAAACUACUUCUCACGGAUUAUUUAUUUGCUAAAAUAUUCCGAGUGGUCUUGAUCGGCAUAAGAUUGGUGUUAAUUUUCUACAAGCAUUGUAUUAUAAGAUUGUGAACACAAUAUUUUAAAUUAUAGGUUUUCUACUCUGUAAAUAAAUUAUUAAAAGUAAUUCUUGCGAAAAGAAUUAAUAUGUUUAUUAUGGA
This is a messenger RNA of Cloeon dipterum, 8283 nucleotides long. It is a transcript of the gene Kdm3, whose product is annotated as Lysine demethylase 3. Gene Ontology annotation, cellular component: histone deacetylase complex; chromatin. NCBI's taxonomy places the organism in Eukaryota, Metazoa, Arthropoda, Insecta, Ephemeroptera, Baetidae. Gene Ontology annotation, biological process: regulation of transcription by RNA polymerase II. The coding region runs from base 166 to 7347 and encodes 2393 amino acids. The record is from RefSeq and is a predicted model, not a curated record. The transcript has 21 exons. Gene Ontology annotation, molecular function: transcription coregulator activity; chromatin DNA binding; histone H3K9 demethylase activity.